CGCCGCCCGGUCCCCGCGCGUCGCCCGCGCGCAUUGUCUGCGAUGCUCACGCCCGGCCUGCCGGGCCUGCAGGAAGCAGUGGGCAUGAGUGCGGCUCGGGGCCCUUGGCCAACUCUCCAGGGCCACCGGCACCCCCCUCCGCGCUGCACGGAGUACACAAUGGGGGUCCCCUGCCCUGCGCUGUCACCUGACUCUCCCCUAAAUCCGACCGGAACCGGGCAAUUUUUCAUUCCCCCUCCCCUUUCCUUGUCCCCCAAGACCUAACCUAGAGCCUUACGAUGUUCUGUUGGGAGCCACUGCCUCAAACAGAUGGAGAAACCGAGGCCCAGGGAGGGAAGGGCUGGUCUAAGGUGGCACAGCCAGGUGUGGCACAGCCAGGUGUGGCACAGCUGGACUGGCUCCAGGGCCAGGCCCUUGCCUGUAGGAGAGAAGGCGGGUGGGGAGGCAGGAACCCAGUGAGAAGAGCAGGAGAAACAGGAGGGUGGGAGGAUGUGUGUGGGGGGGGUCCCAGCCCACCUCUGCCAGGGAGCUGGCAUCUUCUGGGUGCCUCGAAGAGCUGUGGGAUGAUCCAUGCCCAGCCCCCGCCUCCCAUUUAGCGUCCUGGCUUUCCAGGGGAGUGUCAUAACUUGUAGGGUCGGGAUGGGAACCCACCUCUGGGGCUGCAAAGCCUGAGCUACCCCGACCACACUCAGUACCCACAUUGGAAGGUUCAGGAAAUUGGGGUUUGGCUGACAGGGUGAGGAGAGCUCAGGGGCAACCACCCUGACCCAAUUCCUGUGCUCUGGGAGGAGGGCACACGGCUGGCGGUGAGUCCCCAUGCUGAGCGGCACGUCCCCCAGUGCAUUAUAAUCCCCACUCGGAGACUCAGCGCUGCCCAGGGAUGUGCCCAGUUGCCUGCUUGGAGGUGGAGGUGGCAGUCUCCAUGUUUCCUGACCGGGCAUCCUAUAAUCCUGGGCCCUGGUGGGUAAAUCCAGGGCAGGCCUGAGACUUGAGAGGACAGAGCUGUCCCCAGCUCCAGGACAGAGGGACAGGCAUUGGGGUGUUAGCCUCUUCUGUGCUGUGUGGCCUGGGGCCGUGCCCACCCUCUCUGGGCUGUUUCUCUCUCCAGCAAGAAGCUCCAGGGUUCUCGAGGGCCCCUUCCAGCUCCAGCAGCCUGAGCUCCUGAACUUCCUUCCUCCCUGCCCCUCCCCUUGCCCACACCAGAUGAGCAGCUGGUGGCUUUGGCCAGCCUGGCACCAGCUGUCCCUCCCCGGGGCCAAGUCUGCAGAGCCCGCUGUGUGUGCGCGUGAGAGAGGCCGUUGGCUCUGCAGGGGGGAGCUGUUCCCCGGCUGGGCGUGGAGCAGGCGGCGGGCAGCUGCCGAGGAGGGCUAGGUAAAUUCUCCAUGGUUACCGUUGUUUGUGAUUCCACAGGACAUCCUUUCCCGGCUAAUGGCCACUCGGACGCCAUUACGGGUCCGCGUGCUCCCGGCUCCCGAGCUGGAGCCGGAGAAUUCCCUGCUGGGGACCUUCCCACUCCCCUGUGCAGGAGACUCCACUCUGAGCUGGGCCCUGGGCCACAUGGUCCCUCGAUGCUGAGGGACAGUGUCCCCGACUGUUGCAGCCCCUAAGCGGGGCCACCCCUCCUUUCUUUGGGUGCGAGUCAUCCGGGCGUAGACUCGGACUGUGAAGAGCCCUGUCCCCUCUCUGGGGAGGGGGUGGCAGGGACUCAGAGGGUGAGGGCUUGUCUGAGGACACACAGCGGCUGUGGUCUGCUCUGAAUUCCUGAUUUUGUGUCCGGUGCACCAGAAUCCAGCCAGGGUUGGGUCUCAGAUCUUGCCCUGUCUCCCUCACCAUGGGGUCCCCCAGAGGGUUGGGGCCACAGGACAUCUUAGCAUACGGGAGGACCAGUCCCGGUAGCAUGUGGGCUAUUGUGGCAGUGAUGUGGCCCUAGGUUGUCAACCUCGGGAGCAGGACCCAGGGAACAGGGACUGGCAAGGGUGACGCUGAGAAUAGCAGCAGAUUUCAUCUUUGGUACCAGUCCCGACGGCAGGGAUGGGAAGCUGGGAGCGUCCACCCGCCUUCCACCAGCAUGGCCACGUCCUCGCAAUACCGCCAGCUGCUGAGUGACUACGGGCCGCCGUCUCUAGGCUACACCCAGGGGACCGGGAGCAGCCAGGUGCCGCAGAGCAAGUACGCGGAGCUGCUGGCUAUCAUCGAGGAGCUGGGCAAGGAGAUCCGGCCCACCUACGCGGGCAGCAAGAGCGCCAUGGAGAGGCUAAAGCGAGGCAUCAUCCACGCCAGAGGGCUGGUCCGGGAGUGCCUGGCCGAGACGGAGCGCAACGCCAGGUCCUAGCUGCAUCGUCGGUCCGUCCGCGCAAGGCUUUCUUCCCGUGCUCCUCCCAGAAGCUACAGUUCAUGUCCCCCGUUUAGGUGAAACGUGGUUUCUAAAUGGUAACCGCUUGGUCUCUCCUCCCCGAGCCCCUCCUGUGUGGUUCGUCAGGCUCCGAACCCGCCCCGCCGCCGAGACGGGCAGGAGGUUUUGCAGUUGAUUAGGUUUACAUAUUAGCUAGGAACUACCCAGGGUGUGUUUUUUUUAAGGUUUUUUUUUUUAAGCAUUGGUUAAAAUGAUGCACGUGAGAGUUACCUGUCACAGCAAACUGCAGUUCGCCUCCCGGAUACCAGUGUUUCCCUGCUGGAUACAUUUGUUCCUCACAAGGUUCUUUGUUUCCCCUCUUGAGCUGACUCGACUCUGAGGGUUUGCAUUUGGCGCUGUCGUCUGGCUUUAAUGUAACUUCCUUUUUGCUUACCCAUUUGCAUGACUAUUAGUGCUUUGAGGUCCAUCUUUAAAAUGCACAAGUUAUAAAUACAGAAGAAAAGAGCAACUUACCAAGCCCCGCCUGACAAGGACCCCUGACAUUUUCCCUGAGAAUGUGUGUAGAUUUCAGUUCCGCCCCUGCUGUAGGUUGGUCCAAACAUCUGGAAGAAAGUGACUAACACUGUUUGCAUCUUUGUAUGUAUUUAUUACUUGAUGUAAUAAAGCUUAUUUUCAUUAACA
This is a messenger RNA of Miniopterus natalensis, 3034 nucleotides long. RefSeq names its product cyclin dependent kinase 2 associated protein 1 (gene CDK2AP1). The record is from RefSeq and is a predicted model, not a curated record. Gene Ontology annotation, cellular component: cytoplasm; nucleus. NCBI's taxonomy places the organism in Eukaryota, Metazoa, Chordata, Mammalia, Chiroptera, Miniopteridae.